This is a messenger RNA of Penicillium chermesinum, 1179 nucleotides long. RefSeq names its product proteasome regulatory particle base subunit RPT4 (gene rpt4). Gene Ontology annotation, biological process: positive regulation of RNA polymerase II transcription preinitiation complex assembly. The transcript is spliced from 4 exons. Gene Ontology annotation, molecular function: proteasome-activating activity; ATP hydrolysis activity; ATP binding. Gene Ontology annotation, cellular component: cytosolic proteasome complex; proteasome regulatory particle, base subcomplex. The record is from RefSeq and is a predicted model, not a curated record. NCBI's taxonomy places the organism in Eukaryota, Fungi, Ascomycota, Eurotiomycetes, Eurotiales, Aspergillaceae. Bases 1 to 1179 code for a protein of 392 amino acids.
AUGAGCGGCACCGACCCGGAACGAGACCAGGCGCUCGAAGACUAUAAAAAGACCUUGCUUGAGCUGCGAGAAUGGGAGUCCAAGCUGCGGUCGCUGCGGCUGGGCAUCAAGGACUUGCAGCGAGAAUUUGAUGUUUCAGAAGAGAACAUCAAGGCGCUACAAAGUGUUGGCCAGAUAAUCGGUGAAGUGUUGAAGCAGCUGGACGAAGAGCGAUUCAUUGUCAAAGCAUCCUCAGGGCCAAGAUAUGUCGUCGGCUGUCGGUCAAAGGUCGACAAGGCCAAGAUGAAGCAAGGAACCCGUGUCGCCCUCGAUAUGACCACACUCACCAUCAUGCGGAUGUUACCCCGCGAGGUCGACCCACUGGUCUACAACAUGUCUUUGGAGGAUCCCGGUUCGGUCAACUUUGCUGGUAUUGGUGGUCUGAAUGACCAAAUCCGAGAGCUUCGGGAGGUCAUCGAACUGCCAUUGAAGAACCCGGAACUGUUCCAGCGAGUGGGUAUCAAGCCGCCUAAGGGUGUUCUGCUCUAUGGGCCGCCAGGAACGGGUAAAACAUUGCUCGCACGAGCGGUGGCCAGCUCUUUAGAAACAAACUUCUUGAAAGUUGUCUCAUCUGCUAUCGUCGAUAAAUACAUUGGUGAGAGUGCCCGACUGAUCCGUGAGAUGUUCGGCUACGCCAAGGAGCACGAGCCCUGUAUUAUCUUCAUGGACGAGAUCGACGCCAUCGGCGGUCGACGUUUCUCGGAGGGUACCUCGGCGGAUCGAGAAAUUCAGCGAACCCUCAUGGAACUGCUGAACCAGCUCGAUGGAUUCGAUUACUUAGGGAAGACCAAGAUCAUCAUGGCUACCAACCGACCGGAUACCCUCGACCCGGCCUUGUUGCGUGCCGGUCGUCUGGAUCGUAAGAUCGAGAUUCCCCUGCCUAAUGAGGUCGGCCGUCUUGAGAUUCUGAAGAUUCACUCAAGCACGGUGCGCCUGGAGGGGGAUAUUGAUUACGAGAGUGUGGUGAAAAUGAGUGACGGUCUUAACGGAGCCGAUCUUCGUAACGUCGUGACGGAAGCGGGUCUGUUUGCCAUCAAGGAUUAUCGAGACGCUAUCAACCAAGACGACUUCAACAAGGCAGUCCGCAAGGUUGCGGAGGCCAAGAAGCUGGAGGGCAAGUUGGAGUACCAGAAGCUGUAA